AUGGCAAGGCUCAAGGCGAUACUGAUUCGUUUCCUGACGUUGGGUCCGGUCUUUACGAGCAUCUUGGCUUCAGCUUCACUACCUUCGAAUUCAAAGCAUCUUGUUGACACCACUCCGGUGAACCGUCACCUUCAGCUUUCUCCUCGCCAGACUGCAGAGAUUCGCUGCGACCCGGACACGCCGUGUUCCAAUGGUGAUUGCUGCAACGGCGAGACAGGAUUUGUACAGCAGGACCUCAUCUCACCUGGCGCCUUGAUCUGUGCUAACAGUGAAUUUAGUGUGGACGUCGACCAGAAUACUGUGACAAGUCUGUCUUCUCUCCAGCUUUACCAAGAUAAUGUUACUAAUGCUCACGGUCUUCAAAGCCAAGGCGAUGUUCGAGAUCUGGUCAUUGGUUAUUAUGAAUCGUGGACUUUGGCGGAGGAUGGUUGCCGAGUCAUGCCUCUUUCAAAUAUCCCCGUCGAUUCUUUGACGCAUUUGAAUGUGGCUUUCGGCUACAUCAAGCCGAACUCCUUUGUGGUUCAUCCCAUGAAGCCAGCAGAUGACAAAAUCUUCUCUGACUUAUCGAACCUGAAGACGAAAGCUCCAGGACUGCAAAUCUGGGUGUCUUUGGGUGGCUGGACCUUCAGUGACAACGGCACAGAAACGCAACCUGUCUUUGCGGAUCUCAGUAGCACUUCCGCCAAGAGGGCAAAAUUCAUUGAUGAGCUGAUCAAGUUCAUGCGAAACUGGGGCUUUGAUGGUGUUGAUAUCGACUGGGAAUACCCAGGUGCUCCUGAUCGUGGUGGCAAUGAGUGGGUUGACACCGAGAACUAUGUUCGACUCCUUGCGGACUUGCGAUCACGUUUUGAUGCUGAACCAGAAGGCUGGGGCAUAUCCUUUGCUGCACCAACUUCAUAUUGGUAUCUCCGCUGGUUUGAUAUCGAAAGCAUGAUGCCCUAUGUCAAUUGGGUCAACCUCAUGUCGUACGACUUGCACGGUAAGGUUUUACUCAUUUUGUUAUCAGUAUCGGAGGGUUGCAUUGGAGCUGACCGAUCUGGCUGCCUAGGGAGUUGGGAUGACAAGGACAGCUACAUUGGCAAUUACGUGAAUUCUCACACCAAUCUCACCGAGAUCCAAGACGCUCUCGAGCUGUUGUGGCGUAACAACGUGCAGGCAGGCCAAGUCAAUCUCGGCAUCGGCUUCUAUGGGCGGAGCUUUCAGCUCGAAGAUCCAAAGUGCAACAAGCCCGGGUGCAAGCAAAAGGGCCCUGCGAACGCAGGUCGUUGCACUGGCCAAGCCGGUGUCCUGUCAUACGAUGAAAUCAACACUGUUGUCGACGUCUUCCAUCUGAACACGGUUCAUGACCAAGAGGCUGCGGUUAAAUACUUGACAUGGGCCAAUGAUCAAUGGAUCGCGUACGACGAUUCUGAGACCCUGCAAGAAAAGGUCGCUUUUGCGAACAAGCAAGGGUUAGGCGGCUUGAUGAUCUGGGCUGUCGACCUCGAUGACCGUAAACACACCGCCCUGGACGCUCUGCUGCAGCCAGACGGCCUAGGCAAAUUUGCUAAGCGUAAUGGCGUGAACUACGAACUCGGUGACUGGACCAGACAAGGCGCGCAAUGCCGGCUUGGUUCCUGCUCCACGAAGCCGACAUGCGACACGGGGUUCGUCAAGCACGGGCAUGAUCUAGAAUGCCCGAAGAAAGGAGAACGACGCAACAUUUGCUGUGAUAUUGCGCACAACCCGGACCCGAAAACUUGUGCCUGGCGCGACGGAGUCAAUGCGUUCGACUUUCUGGGGCUCGGACCAGGGAUCUUCUGUGGUGGCGCUGCUUGUGGCGACGGAGAGAUCUUGAUGGUUGAGAACGACAGGUUUUGGGUCGACAACCCUGACCAUCCUGAUCAGGGCGACGCAAGAUGUCUUAUUGGUGGCAAGGCAGUCUACUGCUGCAAGGGUGUUGGUGAUAAAAAGCUUGAGAUGUGCUCUCCGCUCAAGGACAGCUGUGCUUACAAGGUGGACGUGCCAUUCCUUGGAGAUCCGAAAUUCCCUGACACAAGUACAAUGUGUGGCGACGGCAAAUACUUUCUGGCCUAUGCGCAAGGCCCUUGCGAAAUCUGGAACAACGAGUACCAGCCCAUUUGCUGUCCCAAUGAAACCCCGAAGGAUGCUUGCUACGUACCCGGGCCUCAUGGCAAGCACGAGGAGUGGUGUGAGUCAGUCAAGAGCUGCGGUACAGGGGAGAUCCAAAGCGGAGACAUCUUGUACUAUCCAAACGCUCAUGGCUGUGCGGGCUUCCAUAUGGAUGUCGCCUUGAUCACCACGCGACCUCUGUGCUGUCGUGCUGAUAAGCUGGAUGUUAAAACCAAAGAUCUUCCUGUGAAGCUCGAGUAUGAUUCCUCCCGUGUAUCAUUCCUAAAACAAGUUUUAGAUUCUGACAAGGUCAACAGAUACCUGUUCCCCAAGCUCGGACCAGAGAGUGACGAGGAGAAGUUCAACCUGCAAGUAGACACAGGUGACGGUGCAGAUGGCGACGCGAAUGACAAUGCUUUCGGCUUUGUAAUCAUGUCGGGGCCCAAGAAAGACCUGAUCAGCCUCGACAAGAGAGAUGGGUCUCACUGGGAACUCCUUGGUUGCGAGAAACACGAGAAGCGCCAAACAGUCACGGCUAUUUGUACCGAGACCGGGCCUGACAGCAACUGCGGCGACAUCUUCCUUGGACAGGUUGCCGAGACCGUCGUCGAGAUGCCACCACAGUGCGGCGCCGGCCGCUAUGCUGUAGCCGUCAGCAUGGAGGCGUCUCAUAACCAGACAUUGCCGCCGUACAUCAUCCGGAAGCUCAGGAGACGUGGAGAAAGUGCGCCUCUUAAGUAUGACUUUACCUUUGACUACGACUUCUCGCCGAUCCACAAGCGCGACAAAUCGGAUGUGCUUCUCCGAAUUGACUACUCAAGCGAGCCGGGAUACUGGGCCAACAUUGUAGACAAGCCUGGAGAGCACAAGAGAAGCUUGAAUGAACUGCACUCCAUAGUGAAGCGGGAUCAUGGCGGUUCGUGGCCUGACUUCUUGCACCAUUCUUUCCGCAAAGAGAAGAGAGAGACACCAGAGCACGAGUGGGACCAGUUGCAUAAGCGGUGGUUCUCCAGUGACCUCGGUAGAUGGCUGGAUGAGAUGCGGGAGGUCGACGUCGAAUACGAGGCUGUACGGCAUCGGAUUUAUGAGAAUUAUCAGUGGAAUCUGUUUGACGAGUCCAUCCAAUGCGUCAACUACAGAGCUCGUAUGCAUGCAUGGAUAGACCUUGAUAUUGACGUCGAAGUGACUGCGACCAUAUCACUCAUUGGCGACUUGGCGGACCCCAAGACCUGGGAGCAGGUUGGCGCCUUGUUCCGUACAAAAGGCGGCGUGGUGACAAAGUUAUAUGUCGAAGCCAAUGCCGAGCUGUUCUUCACAACUGGUCCCAUAGAGCUUUUCGGAGCCCAGAACUUUGGGCUGACUUUUUCUGUACCCGGAAUUGUCACAAUCGGUCCUAAUUUCCGCAUUAUCGGGCAAAUCAAUGGCAACGCCGCGUUACAUCUUGACGCAUCGGUCAAAUUUGAUGUGGUCAAUUGGGAUUACACACAGAGAUACCCGAUCAAGAACAAGGGCACGCAAGUCAAGGAUGCUACACUCGAAGACAAAAAGGCCGAUCCCCCCAAGGUUGGAGCCAAAGACUCUGAUGACGACAACGCGGGCCCAGUGUUCCAUGCAGACGUUACUGCCAAUGGUGCGAUCACGGUCUCAGUCAUUCCCAAAGUUGAGUUCGGCAUCGUUUUCAAUUAUGAGGCUGUGCCUGAUACUGUGAUCACCAUGGCACUUGACAACAGAGCGACCCUGUACGGUGACGCUGGCAUCGGUCUCCAACAAGCGGCAUAUCUGUGCUACGGUAUCGAAGGACGCUCUACCUUGUAUGCCGCUGUCGAUGCACCGUCUAUCUUCGGGUAUUCAUUAAGCAACAGAUGGGAUAUAUUUGAUAAGCCUUUUGAUCUCAUCAAGAGAACAUGCCCCAUCGGUCAAUAG
Thyridium curvatum is the source of this 4035-nucleotide messenger RNA. RefSeq lists its product as uncharacterized. Gene Ontology annotation, biological process: carbohydrate metabolic process. Gene Ontology annotation, molecular function: hydrolase activity, hydrolyzing O-glycosyl compounds; chitin binding. The transcript has 21 exons. The record is from RefSeq and is a predicted model, not a curated record. Lineage: Eukaryota; Fungi; Ascomycota; Sordariomycetes; Thyridiales; Thyridiaceae. Bases 1 to 4035 code for a protein of 1344 amino acids.